This is a messenger RNA of Culicoides brevitarsis, 2676 nucleotides long. Its product is annotated as kinesin heavy chain-like. Gene Ontology annotation, cellular component: microtubule. The record is from RefSeq and is a predicted model, not a curated record. Gene Ontology annotation, molecular function: microtubule binding; ATP binding; microtubule motor activity. Gene Ontology annotation, biological process: microtubule-based movement; mitotic cell cycle. Lineage: Eukaryota; Metazoa; Arthropoda; Insecta; Diptera; Ceratopogonidae. The transcript has 2 exons. Bases 169 to 2391 code for a protein of 740 amino acids.
GAGAAGGAAAAAAAUUUCGUUCGUCACAAAUAAAUCCAUUAAAAAUGGUUCGUCGUUUGUAAUUAACCGAAAAACGUCUCGUUACUCCCGUAUUUCCAGAAAAAUAUCAAAAUGUGGCUUUAAACUCUCCGAAGUAUCCCGUAAAAUUACAUAAUUUUUGUGCAAAAAAUGUCUAGUCAAGUCAAAGAGACAUCGUCAUCCGUGAAAGUUUUGUGUCGUUUUCGGCCCUUGAACGCGAGUGAGUUGCGGAAUCAGAGCAAGGCUUGUGUUAGCUUUUACGGCAAUGAGGAGAAUUCCGUUUCAAUACAGGGAAAAUUGUACGUUUUCGACAGAGUAUUUCCGCCGAACACGACACAAACGCAAGUCUACGAUGUCGCAGCAAAAUCCAUCGUCACCGAUGUCCUCAACGGCUACAACGGCACAAUUUUCGCCUACGGCCAAACGUCAUCCGGCAAAACGCACACCAUGGAAGGCGUGAUCCGCGACGACGAGCUGCAAGGCAUCAUCCCGCGCAUCGUGCACGACAUCUUCAACCACAUCUACGAAGUGAACGGCAACGCCGAGUUCAUCAUCAAGGUCUCGUACUACGAGAUCUACAUGGAAAAGGUGCGCGACUUGCUGGACAUCACGAAGAUGAAUUUGUGCGUGAAGGAGGACAAAAACCGGGUGCCUUACGUGAAGGGAGCUACGGAGCGUUUCGUCACGAGUCCCGAGGAGGUUUUCGAGGUGAUCGAAGAGGGAAAAAGUAAUCGGCACAUUGCCGUCACGAACAUGAACGAACAUUCGUCGCGAUCGCAUUCCGUUUUUUUGAUCAAUGUGCAGCAAGAAAGCUUGGAGGAUCACCGAAAAUUAUCUGGGAAAUUGUAUCUCGUGGAUUUAGCGGGAUCGGAAAAGGUUUCAAAGACCGGCGCUGAGGGACAUGUCUUGGAUGAAGCGAAAAACAUCAACAAAUCGCUGUCGGCACUGGGAAAUGUCAUUUCCGCACUCGCCGACGGACACAAAUCGCACAUUCCGUAUCGCGAUUCCAAGUUGACGCGAAUUUUGCAAGAAUCUCUCGGCGGAAAUGCAAAAACGACAAUUAUUAUUUGUUGUUCGCCGGCGGAAUUUAACGAAGCGGAGACCCGAACGACGCUGGAUUUCGGCAAACGGGCGAAAACGAUCCAUAAUGUGGUGACAAUAAACGAAGAUCUCACGGCGGACGAGUGGAAAUCGAAAUACGAGCGAGAAAAGGAAAAAGUCGCCAAGCUGCGAGGCAAAUUGGAGCAACUGGAGGACGAAUUGUCGCAUUGGCGUCAAGGUCAAACGAUUUCCGCGCACGAAUUCAGCUAUUUGGACGAAUCGACGUUCAGCAGUAACUCCCUGACGGAGAGUGGGCGUGGCAUUUCCAUCUCCGAAGACGAUCGAAUGAGCGAUUUUCGCGGUAGUUUCAGUGCGGGACAGCUGGAUGCCCUUCGCACGCAGAUCGAAGAGCAAGACCAGCUAAUCGAACAGGCGAAAAAGGACCAAAAUCAGCUGGAAACGGAAAUUACGCGCAUCCAAAAGGAGAACGAACACUACAAAAAGGAAAUUUCCACGGUAAUUGGCAACUUGGAGGAACUCGCGGAACGCUACGAGCAAAAAAUGUCGGAAAUUGACACGAAAAAUCGCGAAAUCACGAUGCUCACGAAGGAUUUGGAGAGCCACAAAGUCGGAAAUGCGUCAAAAUUACAAGCUUUAUCCCACGAAACGUUGCGGAAUCUCCUCUCGGACAUCACGGAAGUCGCUCAUUCGUUGUCUCUCGAGUCACCGUUGCACUUCAAAUCCCGCUCGAGCCCCCUCCGAUUGGAUCACGAGUUCGCCAAGUCGCAAUAUUUCAUCAAACAAAUGAAAAAUCAGGCAAAAAUUCUGCUGCAACGAUGCAAUACGCUCGAAAAUCAGUUUGAAAAGUCAAAUAAUGCGAUCGAAGAACGUGACACGGAACUCCGGGACGCCCGAACGCUCAUCCACAAGUACGAGAAACGACUGAUGACGAUGCAAAUUAUGCUGGAGAAGCGCGGAUACAAGGGCGGCGCGCCAUUUCCUCGCCCAAUUGGGCAAAUGGAACGACGACUAUCGAUGGUUAAGCGCUACCACUCGUUCGACGUCAAUCCGGAGCAGUUGUCGGAAGAUGCUUUGCUCUUUUCGAGUCUCUCGAGUGACUGCAGCAGCAUUCAUGAGUACUCGCCGGAACGAAAGGUGCCCGAAAAAGCGCGGGAAAUUCAGCUGGAGGAGAAAAAAGACGGAUUUUGGCAAAAAAUGUGGCAUCAGUUUCAUCUCCCCUUCACAAUACCGCCUCUGGAGUUUCAUCUUUUGCUGUCUCUCGCUAUGGUUCUUGUUACUCAUCAAUGUCCGCAAUAUCUGAUCGUCUGCUAAAACAAAAAAAAUAAUUUUGACACAAAAAAGCAAAUGCUUCACCCAACACUGCUUUAGUUCAUAAAAAAAAUUGCAAUACAAAAAAAAAAUGUAUUUUUAACCCUUUAGACCUAAAUUAAGACCAAUGAAGAAAAGAAAAAAAAUAUUUUUGCAUCAACAGGGCAUUAAAAAUGACCGAAGAACGAUUUUUGUGAUAAUCAGUUCAGAUUUUUGCUUCCUUUUUAGUCAAUUUUUUUACGUAGAUUUUUUAUUUUUUAAAUUUUUAGCGAAUCUAAUCAAGGUAAA